AUGAGUACUACACAUAGACCAUUCUCAUUGGUGCACGGAUCCAUUGAGUAUACUUUACUCGUUCCAACUGCAAGCUUUUUCAAGUUUUCUCAAUUGAAGGAUCAAUUCGCUAAGACUCUCCCUGAACCAACCGAAGGCUUUGCAGGAGACAACGAACCAUCAUCUCCUGCUGAAUUAUUGGGAAAAUUUUUGGGCUACGUUGCUGAUUUGGUUGAUCCAAACUCUCCAAAUGGUCAAUUCGAUGAGGUUUUGACCCUUACAUUGCACGAUUUCGAAUCCAGAUAUCUUUCCAAGAGAGAAAUCCACACUUUCGCUGCAAGUCUCUUGAAAGACGAAGAUGUUUACCCAACCACACUCAUAAAGGCUAGAGAAUUAGUAAAGAGCUACAUCCAAGCUUUGAUUAAUUCCAAUAAUAAAUUCGAAAAGACGGAAUCGUCUCUCUUGAAGAACUCGAGUGUUGUGUACAAUGACAAAAAUGCCAAGAUUGUUGCAAUUUUCGGUGGUCAAGGUAACACUGACGACUACUUUGAAGAAUUGAGAGAAUUAUACAACACUUACAAUGGAUUGGUUUCUCCAAUUUUAAAGCAAAUCGAUAACAAGGUUAAGCAAUUGGUUAAGUCUACUGCAAACACAGACAAGAUUUAUACCCAGGGUUUCAAUAUCUUAGAAUGGUUAUCUUCAGAAGACAAAACCCCAUCUCAAGAUUACUUGUUAUCAGUUCCAGUUUCAUGUCCAUUGAUCUGUGUUAUCCAAUUAUGUCAUUAUGCCAUCACUUGUAAAAUCUUAGGUUUGACUCCUGGUGAAUUCAGACAAUAUUUGGCUGGUACUACUGGCCACUCCCAAGGUUUAGUUACUGCAAUUGCCAUUUCUUCUUCUGAUUCUUGGGAUUCUUUCUUGGAAAAUUCGUUGAAGGCUAUUUCUUUAUUAUUCUACAUUGGUUCCAGAUGCUUACAAACAUACCCAAGAACUACUUUACCUCCAACUAUGUUACAAGACUCUUUGGCCAACGGUGAAGGUAGACCAUCUCCAAUGUUGUCCAUUAGAGAUUUAUCUAUUGAAGAAGUACAAUCCUUCAUUGACCAGACUAACAAGCAUUUACCUGUCGAUAAGCACAUUGACAUUUCCUUGAUCAACGGUGCCAGAAACUUGGUUGUUUCUGGUCCUCCAGAAUCUUUAUACGGUUUAAACUUGACUUUGAGAAACAAUAAGGCUGCUUCAGGUUUAGAACAAUCAAGAAUUCCUUUCCUGGAAAGGAAAUUGAAAUUCUCAAACAGAUUUUUACCAAUUUUCUCUCCAUUCCACUCUCAUUUAUUGAACAAUGCUACUGAUUUAAUUUUGGAUGAUUUAGCAAACAACGAAGACUUGGAAUGGGAAGUUUCUGAUAUCAAAAUUCCAGUCUAUGAUACUUUCAAUGGUUCAAAUUUCCAAGACUACAAGAAGGAAUCAAUUGCCGCUAGAGUAGUUAAGUGCAUUACUCAAUUGCCUGUUCAUUGGGAAAAGGCUACCGAUUUUCCUUCAACUCACUUGUUGGAUUUUGGUCCAGGUGGUGUAUCUGGUUUAGGUGUUUUGACCCAUAGAAACAAGGAAGGUACUGGUUCCAGAAUCAUCAUUGCAGGUACUUUGGACAUCCAAGCUGCUGAUGAUGAAUAUGGCUUCAAGCAAGAAUUAUUUAACCAGGAUCCUCUUUCUAUUAAAUGGGCAGCUAAUUGGUUAGAAGAGUACAAACCAAAAUUAGUUAAAACCUCUACCGGUAAAGUCUUAGUUGACACUAAAUUCUCAAAGUUAUUAGGAAGAGCACCAUUAAUGGUUCCAGGUAUGACUCCAACUACUGUCAACCCUGAAAUUGUUGCUGCUACAAUUAAUGCUGGUUACCACAUUGAAUUAGCUGGAGGUGGUUAUUUCAACGGCCCAUCAAUGGAAGCUGCAUUAACUGAAGUCGCUAAAAAUGUAACACCAGGUUCUGGAAUUGGCAUCAAUUUAAUUUAUGUUAACCCUAGAAUGUUACAAUGGGGUAUUCCAUUGAUCAAGUCCUUAAGAGAAAGAGGAUUCCCAAUUCAAUCUAUGUCUAUCGGUGCAGGUGUCCCAUCAAUUGAAGUGGCAACUGAAUAUAUUGAAACAUUAGGAUUGACUCAUUUGGGUUUGAAACCAGGUUCCGUGGAUGCUAUUUCUCAAUGUAUUACCAUUGCAAAGGCUCAUCCAAAUUUCCCAAUCGUCUUACAAUGGACUGGUGGUAGAGGUGGGGGUCACCAUUCUUUCGAAGAUUUCCAUCAACCAAUCUUGCAGAUGUAUUCUAAGAUCAGAAGAUGUUCUAACAUUAUUUUAGUGGCAGGCUCAGGGUUCGGUUCAGAUGAGGACACUUAUCCAUACUUGACUGGUAAAUGGUCCCAAGAGUACAACUACCCUUCUAUGCCAUUCGAUGGUGUAUUGUUUGGAUCCAGAGUCAUGACUGCUAAGGAAGCUCAUACUUCUUUAGAUGCCAAAAAGGCCAUUGCUUCUUGUUCUGGUGUUCCAGAUGACAAAUGGGAAAGCACUUAUAAGAAGCCAACUGGUGGUAUUAUAACCGUCAGAUCUGAAAUGGGAGAACCAAUCCAUAAAAUUGCUACCAGGGGUGUAAUGUUCUGGAAAGAAAUGGAUGACACUAUUUUCUCCUUACCAAAAAACAAACUACUUGAAGCAUUGAAAAAGAAGAAGGACUACAUUAUCAAGAAAUUGAAUAAGGAUUUCCAAAAGGUUUGGUUCGGUAAGAACAAGCAAGGUGUCUGUGACCUUGAAGAAAUGACUUAUGAAGAAGUUGCUCUUAGAAUGGUUGAAUUAAUGUACGUCAAGAAAUCUAACAGAUGGAUUGAUCUCUCUCUCAGAAAUUUCUACGGUGAUUUCUUGAGAAGAAUCGAAGAAAGAUUUACUACCAAGUCUAAUUCAAUCUCUUUGGUUCAAAACUUUGCCCAACUAAAUGAGCCAUUUGAAUUCAAUGAAUCAUUUUUCGAUGCAUUCCCUCUUGCUAGAGAACAGCUCAUCAGUCAAGAAGAUACCGAUCACUUCUUAAUGUUGGCUUUUAGACCAACUCAAAAGCCUGCUCCUUUUGUCCCAGUAUUAGAUGAUAAAUUUGAAUUCUACUUCAAGAAAGAUUCAUUAUGGCAAUCUGAAGAUUUAGAAGCGGUUGUUGAUGAGGACGUCCAAAGAACUUGUAUCUUACAUGGCCCAGUUGCUGCUCAAUUCACCAAUGAAGUUAAUGAGCCAAUCAAGAAGAUUUUGGAUUCUAUUCACGACGGUCAUAUCAAGCGUUUACUUAAGGAUGAAUACAAUGGCGAUGAAAAAUCCAUUCCAGUUGUUGAAUACUUUAGUAGCAAAAAAGCUUACGACGUCAAGCAAGUAUCAGGUGUUUCGAUCGUAAAUAAAGCUGGAAAAACCAUCUACAGCAUAGGUUCCAACUUACCAAACAAAGAAGAAUGGUUCAAAUUGUUAGCCGGUAAGGAAUUAAACUGGUUGCAUGCUUUCAUUUCAAGUGACAGAAUUGUCCAAGGAAGUAACCAUGUCGCAAAUCCAGUACAUGAUGUUUUAGCUCCAGCUAUUAAUACUGUUGUCGAAGUCGAAAAUAUUAAUGAUUCUGCUAAGACUAAAUUAACUGUCUUUGAAUCAUUAAAUGGUGACUUGAAGCCGGUAGUCGAAAUCAAAUUGGCAAAGAAAGAUCAAAUUCAAUUCUCUUUAAUUGAACACAGAACUGCUGAUUCUAAACCUGUUGCUUUACCUUUCUUAUUCAACUACACUCCAGCUGAUGGAUUCGCACCAGUUUUGGAAGUAAUGGAGAACAGAAAUGACAGAAUUAAGGAGUUCUACUGGAAAUUGUGGUUCGGUUCAAGUGUACCAGUUGAUUUUGACAUUGAUGUUGAAAAGGCUAUUAAUGGUGAAGAAAUCAGUAUUACUGGUCAAGAUAUUGCUGAAUUUACUCAUGCAAUUGGUAACAAGUGUGAUGCAUUUGUCCCAAGAAAAGGAAAGGAGACAUUGGCUCCUAUGGAUUUCGCCAUUGUUAUUGGAUGGAAAGCAAUUAUGAAGGCCAUAUUCCCAAAGAGCGUCGAUGGUGAUUUAUUGAAAUUAGUUCAUUUAUCCAACGGUUAUAGAAUGAUAGUUGGUGCUGAACCAUUAAAGAAAGAUGAUUUAGUCUCCUCCAAGGCUGUGAUAAAGUCAGUCUUAAAUCAACCAUCUGGCAAAUUAGUUGAAGUUGUUGGUACCAUUUACAGACAACUGGAACCAGUUAUGGAAGUCACAUCCCAAUUCUUAUACCGUGGUGAAUAUGUUGAUUUCGAAAAUACCUUCCAAAAGGUAACCGAAACUCCAGUCCAAGUUUCCUUGAAGACCCCUAAGGAUUUAGCUAUCUUGAGAUCCAAAGAAUGGUUCCAUUUAGAAAAGGAAAUUGAUUUGUUGAAUCAAACUUUGACUUUCCGUUGUGAAUCCACAUACAAGUUUAAGUCUGCAGAAGUAUAUUCAUCGAUCGAAACAGUUGGUCAAGUUUUCAUUGAAUUGCCAACUAAGGAAAUCAUCCAAAUCGGUUUAAUUGAAUACGAAGCUGGUAAAUCUUACGGAAAUCCUGUGACUGACUACUUGAGUAGAAACGGUACUACAAUUGAACAAGCAAUUAAUUUCGAAAAUGCUAUUCCAAUCUCUUCUGGUGAAGAAUUAACUUCAAAGGCUCCUGGUACUAAUGUUCCAUACGCCAAGGUUUCUGGUGACUACAAUCCAAUUCACGUCUCUAGAGUCUUCGCAAGCUAUGCCAAAUUACCUGGUACCAUCACCCAUGGUAUGUACUCAUCAGCCUCAAUUAGAUCUUUGGUUGAAGAAUGGGCCGCUAAUAAUGUUGCCUCAAGAGUUAGAGCCUUCAAGAGUAACUUCGUUGGAAUGGUUUUACCAAAUGAUACCUUACAAACUACCUUGGAGCACACUGGUAUGAUCAAUGGUCGUAAGAUCAUAAAGGUUCAAACCAAGAAUGUGGAAAAUGACUCAGUUGUCUUGGAAGGUGAAGCUGAAAUUGAACAACCAAUUACUACUUACGUCUUCACUGGUCAAGGUUCUCAAGAACAAGGUAUGGGUAUGGACUUGUAUGAAUCAUCUGAAGUUGCCCGUGAGGUUUGGGACAAGGCUGAUCGUCAUUUUGUUGCAAACUAUGGUUUCUCCAUUUUGGACAUUGUGAAGAAUAAUCCAAAUGAAUUAAUAAUUCACUUCGGUGGUGCCAAGGGUAGAAAGAUCAGAGAAAACUAUAUUGGUAUGAUGUUCGAAACUAUUGGUGAGGAUGGUUCAAUUAAAUCUGAAAAGAUUUUCAAGGAUAUUGACCACACUACCACAUCUCAUACUUUCGUCUCACCAACCGGUUUGUUAUCUGCCACUCAAUUUACCCAACCUGCUUUGACAUUAAUGGAAAAGGCAUCUUAUGAAGAUAUCAAAUCCAAGGGAUUAGUUCCAACUGAUAUAAUGUUUGCAGGUCAUUCAUUAGGUGAAUACUCAGCAUUAUCUUCAUUGGCAAACGUUAUGCCUAUCGAAUCUUUAGUUGAUGUUGUCUUCUAUCGUGGUAUGACUAUGCAAGUUGCUGUCCCAAGAGAUGACUUAGGAAGAUCAAACUAUGGUAUGGUUGCUAUUAACCCAACCAGAGUUAGCCCAACUUUCAAUGAUAGUGCCUUGAGAUUUGUUAUCGAUGAAGUCUCUUUAAAGACUGGCUGGUUAUUGGAAAUUGUGAACUACAAUGUUGAAAAUACUCAAUAUGUCGCUGCUGGUGACUUGAGAGCGUUGGACACCAUCACUAAUGUCUUGAAUGUUAUUAAAUUGAACAAGAUUGACAUUGUUAAAUUACAAGCAACAAUGUCUAUUGAAGAUGUUAAGGAACACUUAAAGGAGAUCAUCGACGAAGUUUCUAAGCAAUCUCUUGCUAAAGAACAACCUAUUGAUUUACAGAGAGGAUUCGCUGUUAUUCCAUUAAAGGGUAUUUCAGUUCCUUUCCAUUCAUCUUACUUGAUGUCUGGAGUAAAGCCAUUCCAAAGAUUCUUAUGUAAGAAGAUUCCAAAGUCAUCUGUUAAGCCAAAUGAUUUAAUUAACAAGUACAUUCCAAAUUUGACUGCAAAGCCAUUCCAAAUCACUAAGGAAUAUUUCGAAGAAGUUUAUGAAUUGACUAAGUCUGAUAAGAUUAAGAGUAUCAUUGAAAACUGGGAAAGCUACGAAAAAGCUUAA
Molecule: messenger RNA, 6210 nt
Organism: Dujonia railenensis
Lineage: Eukaryota; Fungi; Ascomycota; Pichiomycetes; Serinales; Debaryomycetaceae
Source: the annotation of a GenBank genome assembly